Molecule: messenger RNA, 1756 nt
Organism: Alligator mississippiensis (American alligator)
Lineage: Eukaryota; Metazoa; Chordata; Crocodylia; Alligatoridae
Product: maestro heat-like repeat-containing protein family member 2A
Exons: 11
Coding region: 130-1290 (386 amino acids)
Cellular component (GO): cytoplasm
Source: RefSeq, a predicted model, not a curated record
CACAAAGGCUGUUGGCUCACCUCUUUCCUGGGUCCUGGACCUGGAGCCUUGAGUGCCUCCGGACGCCUUCGCGAUAGGAGCUGCUCAGCGCAUUAGAGAAGGAAAGCUUGUUUAAGCCGACUUUGAACAAUGGAAGUCAUCGAUCUGAAACUACCCAGCAGAGGUUUUUCCAUCAGUGAUCCCUCUGCAGCGAGAUGCCUGGUGGAUCAAGCUCAGGGCAAUCUUGGCCCAGAGUUUGGCCAGGCAGACGUGGACCUUGACAUUACUGUGAGCCUUCUGCUGGAGAGACUCCAACAGGAGGAGGAGACAAGAGUCACCAUUUACUCCAGCCUGCAGGAAGUCUUGCAGGGGGACAUAAAGAGCCUAGACAGGGACCUUGUCAGGAGGAUCAUCCACUUGGCCUCCAAAGACAUGAGGGAGACCCAGCAAGAAAAUGAUGAAGUGCAGUUGGCUGCAGGAAAAACCCUCGUGGCACUUGCCGGCACCUUUUACAAUUGGGUGAUGUAUGAGCUGCAGUGUCACGUGGGCAUCAUGGAGCUCCCUCCAAUUUACUUCUUGAUUACGCUGGGCGACGUGGCCUCAGCCUAUGCACUGAGGUCUGAGCCCUUCCUUGUGCUGACGCUCAGCAAAUUGCGUUUUGUGCUGAGGCUGGUGGAGACCGACCAGAUGAAGCGGGCGCUGUGUGGAGUUGUGGAAGGCUUUGCCCAGGCUGCCAACCUGAUAUUUCACGUCGGGGACGAGAGCCCGUUCCCUAGCUGCCGGGCAGCCGACUAUGGUUUUCAUGUGCUCCCUUUCUUUAAUCUCAUGAGCAGCAGCUGGCUGACAAGCGAGGACCUGGAGCUGCAGCAGGCUGCGGUCAAGGCGCUGGGACCCGCAAUGGGCCUCCUUCUCCACCAUGAGAGGCAUCGCAAUACUGUUUUUGAGAGGCUCCCCUGUCUCCUGCAGCAAUACGAGGGAGGGGUCGACAAUCUUCAUGUCACCAUGAGUCUGAGCCAGCUCUUGGAGGUAGCCUAUGAUUUUGAGGUCCCUCUCCCCGAUGGGAAACUCAAGAGCAUCUGCUUUGCCCUGCACACCCAGGUGUGUGAUAUCGCACAGCUGCCGGGCUCAGAGAACCAGGUCAAGGUGUUCUACUGUCUCCGCCUGCUGGACCAAUUUAUUUCCUUUGUGGGCUCCCGCCUCAAGACUGACAAAGAGGGAAGCUGCGUGGCAUCCCUCUCCAUCUUUAGCGGCAUCAUUGCUGCUGACUGUAAGUAUGACCAGAGCAAAUGUGCUGACUGCUGUCUUGGCUGACCCUUCAGGAACUGAGUUAGGACUGUCCAGGCCGAAUGACCUGUCCUGCUCUAGCUGCGCUCAAGAGCCCUGGCUGUAGAGCUAGAGUCAGACCUCCGUCCUCUGCUGCUCGGUCCCAGAGGGCCAGUAGCACCCUGCAUCCUGCUGGAUGACACAGGAAUGCUGGGACCAAAUCCUGCUCGGACACCUCUCCUGGCAGCACUCUCAAGUCGAGAGGUUUAACGAGCCCUUUUAUGGCCCAAGAGACUUUCCCAGGUUGCAAAGUAGAGACAGGAGGUUGUGCAGGUCGCCACAAGCAGGUCUUUUGCAAGCCGGGUGCCUCUUGCUGUGGAUUGCUCCCAGAACACAGCAAUAUUGUGCCCUCCUUUUCCUUCCAGUGCCCGAGAUGAGCCAGAAAAAAUGUGCUGUAGUCAAGGCCAUGAGGUGCAUGCUUGGUGAUCAGAGCACUGAGGUGAAGAAGGCCGUC